ACCGAAAGCAUUCAUUGUGAAAUUGCCACUCAAAAUUGAAACAGCGCGGACAAACGGUUGAAGAAACGCAGAGCCCAGUGCGAAAAGAAUUUCAUAAGCAAAAGUUAAUCGGGUGCUAAACAAAAACACUCGAAAGCAAAGCUUUCGCAAAAGCGAAAGCAACAACAAACAGUGUCAGCUGAAAGUGUCCAAAAAGUGGAAGCCAACGGCUCGAAAAUUACACAAAACUCAAAGCAAACGCACAACCAAACGGAUAACACCCACAACAUGGUCGUCGAGGAGAACUGCAGCAUGCACCACCUGGAGCGCGAACUGGACCUGGAGCUAGAGAUCGAUCUGGCCAUGGAGUGCGCCCCCAUCGGACGCACCAUCAAGUCGGCCCUUCUGAGGGCCCAGAGCGAGGCGCGUGUGAUCGUGGGCCUGUCCGCCGCCAUCAACGUGCUCUCCAAGUCGCCGGAGGGAUCCCUCUUCUGCCUGAUGGCCCAGCCCAAGGACGGCGACUCCGCCACCCACAUGCACGAGGUGCUGCUGGAGGCCUUCUGCUACGAGAACGACAUCUACGUGAUCAAGGUGGACGACGCCACCAAGCUGAGCCGCAUCCUCGGCCAGGACUCCGUCGAGUCGUGCUGCCUGGUCCAGAAGGUCUGGGCCGACGCCCCCGAGGAGCAGCUGACCAAGGCCGAGAACCAGCUAGUCGACUACUGCGAGGCCCACUGGGACGCCCCCCAGCAGCCCAUUGUCCAGCUGCCGGCUGUGUAGGCGCGUGUGAGCGGGCAGCCAGAUGUCACAGAAUUGAACGGCCCCGCACAGUGGGCGCAAACAAACUCUAAUGGAAACCAGUUGCUGGGGGUUGAUGGCCCCGAACGUCUUGGAGAGUUCCCGAGGGAAUCCGACGUUUCGUGGCGCUGCCAGAAGCCCACCGGCACAUGUACACCUACAUAGGAUAUAUAGAAUACGACAUAUGUAUAUACCCUAACCAACUGUAUUCAGGAAGCAGGAGAGGGAGGAGGGGAGCAGAGAUGGAUAAGCCGGCGCCUUGGCGGAUAAUUGAAACUGAAAGGCGACCUUCGAGGCGGCAGAAACUGCAGCUGAGAUACCCGCGGAAGUCGCACACAGAUACUCACGCACACAGCCAGGGAGCAGCAUCACACACAAGCGCGUGACCAGCUGCCGAACCAACCACACAGAUGUGCACAUAUGUACACAGAACCAUACAUAAAUAUAGCCAAUUUGUUUCUGUAUAAUUUUCGCUUUAAGCGUCGCGCAAAUUUACUGAUAAUGACAAUUAUUCUGUACGCCGUAAAUUGUAAAUUAUACUUAAAAGGAGAGCAGCCAAUUGCAUGUAUACAUUAAAGUUUUGUUAUGUUAGCUUUUCCCCAAAAACAUGAGAUGAAAACACACAAAAAAA
Drosophila mauritiana is the source of this 1408-nucleotide messenger RNA. RefSeq names its product growth arrest and DNA damage-inducible protein GADD45 alpha (gene Gadd45). Gene Ontology annotation, cellular component: cytoplasm; nucleus. The transcript has a single exon. Bases 268 to 759 code for a protein of 163 amino acids. NCBI's taxonomy places the organism in Eukaryota, Metazoa, Arthropoda, Insecta, Diptera, Drosophilidae. Gene Ontology annotation, biological process: regulation of cell cycle. The record is from RefSeq and is a predicted model, not a curated record.